AUGCUGCCUCAUGUCACCACCCUGACCCCAGGACGGGUGGCCACCAAGGGCUGCGCGCCGGCUGCCCCGAGCCGCCCGCGCGGCCUGGCGGAGUCCCCAGGCACUGCUCGUGCCUCCCUGCGCCCCCUUCGACUGCACGUCGCCAGUCUCUCGUCCGAAGUCACUAGACGAGCUUCGGAUGCAGAGGAAAUCGCCACUUCGCCGAACUCACCGACCCACAGGACCAUGGGAGAUGCGGGGGCGGUGGAGGCGGAAGAUCUGCCCUCGCGAUCCGCCUUCGAGGCGAUCGAGGCGCGUCGGGCGGGGGAGCGUGCGUCCACGGCGGGGGCCUCGUGGGAUGAAGCCGAAGGGGUCGAGGGGGGGCGGGUGGUGGAGGGAGUGAUGAUACCGGAGAAGUACGUGGACCUGCCGGCCAAGGAGGCGCUGCGGCGGGCGAGGAUCGGCGCCAGGAACGCGCGCAAGGUGCCUUGGAACAAAGGGAGGAAGGCUUCGGCGGAUUUGUUGGCAAAAAUAAAGGCGGGGACGCUGGAGGCCAUGCAGAGGCCGGAAGUGAAGCAGAAGCUUUCUGAGAGGCGGAGAGGGCCACACACUGAAGAAGCCAAGUUGAGGAUCAGUUCCAGUAUGAAGGCACACCAUGCAAAAUUGCGCAAACAGAAAGGCGACCUGCUGGCUGUGAAACAGAGCGCCCAACUAAAGCGAGAAAGUGAAAAAGAAGAUGGACUUGCCAUACAUAAGCCAGCUGGGCGGCAGUUGACAAAAUCACCUGGCGCUCCACCUCAACGGAGCAAAAGAAGAAAGGCGAUGGACGUAGAACAACGUCAGAAGAUCAGCGAGGCCAUAAGGCGCAAGUGGGGGGAGCCAACAUACAGGGACAAGAUGAUUAGGGGCAUCCAGGCUGGCCAAGAAAAGAGAUUGGAAACGAUAAUGGCUAGUGCACCUGCACGUGAGCGGGCAAAGAGCAUGAAGAGGCUGGCUGAGGAUGAAUUGGAACUGGAAAGGCAGAGGAAAUUCAAGGAGGUUACUGAAGUGGUUUCAAGGUUGGAGUAUGAGAUCAACAGCCUGGAGGCACAACGAUUCAUUCAUGUUGCUGAGAAGGACGCGGACACUGUUGUGGAGAUCGACGAGGUGUUGGAGGAGGCCAGAGGCGUGCUGAAUCAAGUUAAGGGUCUCAUGAAGCCCCUAUCUCGCAAGCUUGGUUCCAGCGGCCCCAACACCAACGCCUCAAACAGCAAUGGCGAUGCUUCUGCAAGCAAAAUGCGAACGGAUGGGAAUACAGUGUGA
Molecule: messenger RNA, 1281 nt
Organism: Ostreobium quekettii
Lineage: Eukaryota; Viridiplantae; Chlorophyta; Ulvophyceae; Bryopsidales; Ostreobiaceae
Source: the annotation of a GenBank genome assembly